AUGGAUAAAAUAUACUUUACUGUCAAUGGGGAGCGGUAUAAUGUUUCGGGAUCUGAGGUAACACCAAACACAUCCCUAAAUGAUUACCUGAGACGCGACCUAGGACUGUAUGGGACAAAAGCGAUGUGCCACGAAGGUGGUUGUGGUGCUUGCGUGGUUUCUGUGGCCCGUAUACAUCCAGUUACCAAAGAAAAGAGAACGGUCGCUGUAAAUUCGUGCUUAGUCCACAUAUUAUCCUGCCACCAAUGGGACAUCACCACUAUCGAGGGUCUCGGUAACCACAAAGACGGAUACCACACACUGCAGACCAGGUUGGCGAACUAUAAUGGGACCCAGUGUGGAUAUUGUACACCUGGUUGGAUUAUGAAUAUGUAUAGCCUUCAGAAAAGCUCAAGCGAAUUAAGUAAGAGACAAGUCGAGAGAGCUUUUGGUGGAAACAUCUGCAGAUGUACUGGGUACAGAUCGAUUUUGGACGCGUUCAAAAGUUUAGCAAUUCCGGAAGAUAGUGUUCAAGACCUAGAAGACCUCCACGAAUUGAAAUGUAAAUCAGAUUGUAAUAAGAAAUGUAGCGACGACGACUGGUGCCUAAUAGAGAAAACGAGCGAAGACUUGUUACAACUUGAUGUUGUUAGUCGAUGGUAUAAAGCAUUUAAUUUGGACGAUGUAUUUAAGGUGCUGAGCAGGGAAGGUACAGAUAAUUAUUUACUCGUUGCGGGAAACACUGGAAAAGGUGUAUAUCCAAACACAGUAGAACCACGUGUCUGCAUAGACAUUUCGUCAAUCGAAGCACUGCAAGAUAUAAACACUGACGACAAUCUGGUUAUCGGUGCUGGAAUGACGUUGACGGAGCUUAUGAGUGUUUGUGACCAGCGGGCUGGGGCAAAUGAGGAUUUUUCAUACAUGAAGACUCUAAGGGAACAUUUGGAUUUAGUAGCCCAUAUGCCAGUUAGAAACAUAGGUACUAUUGGUGGUAAUCUAGCAUUGAAAAAUAGACAUCACGACUUUCCGUCUGACUUAUUUGUCCUUUUCGCAACUAUCGGUGCUGGCGUCACGAUGUUGGACAGUAACAAGACGAAAACAGUGAUAACGAUGAAAGAUUUUAUGCAUACAGAUUUAAAGAACAAAAUUAUUCUUAAUGUUAAGCUUCCACCGCUUUCGCAAAAGAAUUUAAUUAAGACUUAUAAGAUAAUGGUUCGCGGCCAGAACGCCCACGCCAUUGUAAACGCAGGCUUCCUAUUCCAUGUAGACAAAGACAAUAGAGUAAUAUCAUCAAAUAUUGUCUAUGGUAAUAUAAGUCCCGAUUUCGUUUACGCAACGGAAACGGAAAACGUUUUAAAAGGACAGAAUUUAUUUAACGAAAAUGUAUUGAAGCAAGCGCUACUGAAGUUAGAAGAAGAAUUAGUGUUGAAAGAUUAUAGUCCAGAACCAUCGCCGGGUUGCAGAAAGGCGAUUGCUCUGGGAUUAUUUUACAAGGCUAUAUUAUCUCUUAACCCAUCAGUCAGUCCCCGAUACAAAACUGGAGGUGAUGUUCUGUCAAGGGCUAUAUCUCGCGGGACACAGACUUUUGACACGGAUAAAGCGUUGUGGCCAUUAAAUCAACCAGUUGUCAAGUUGGAAGCGUUAGCGCAGUGUUCCGGCGAAGCUACAUAUGCCUGUGACAGGCAUAGUUCACCACGUGAUGUCCACGUAGCCUUCGUGCUAUCUACAAUUUGCGUCGGGGAAAUUGUCUCCUUUGAUCCUGCUGAGGCCCUGAAACUGCCCGGCGUUGUAACUUUUUACACAGCCAAAGAUAUCCCGGGACUCAACUCGUUUACCCCCACAGACAUUCCUUGGGUCUCCGCGGAUGAAGAAAUUCUACCACGCAAAAGAGUAUCUUUUUACGGCCAGCCUAUAGCUUUGAUAGCUGCUACCAACCACAAACUAGCUUUAAAGGCAGCCGAGUUAGUCAAAGUUGUUUACAAAGAAUCGAAGAACAAACCGGUGUUAAACGUGCAAGAUGCCUUGGCUGCACCAGAUAAAGCAGCCCGCAUACGCGAAGACUCGUCCCUCACCCCAACAGACAGGGGUACAGAUGUUAUCCAUACAAUUAAAGGGAAAUUUACAGUGCCAGACCAAUACCAUUUUACAAUGGAGACUCAGAGCUGUACAGUGAGCAACACGAGACGCGGUCUGGUCGUACGGUCGGCGACGCAGUGGAUGGAUUUAGUACAAGCUGCGGUGUCUAAGUCUUUGAAUAUGCCUUUGAACAGCGUGACAGUAGAAGUGAGUAGAAUAGGAGGUGGUUACGGCGGCAAGGCUUCUCGCUCGUCGCUUAUCGCUUGCGCUUGUGCCCUUGUAGCGCACAAGCUGAACCGGACCGCUACGCUCGUGCUGCCGCUUACGCACAAUAUGGCAGCCAUUGGAAAACGGCAGGCUUGUUAUACGGAGUAUGAGGUAGCUGUAAAUGCAUCGGGUGUGACACAGUACGUUAACCUAUCCUACUAUUCCGAUAACGGGUGUUCAUUCAAUGACUCCGCUGCCAGUUCCAUUACCUCCAUGAUGUCCAGCUUAUAUGACGUGUCAAGAUGGAAUGUUAAAGGGUACAGUGUGUUGACAGACAAAGCCAGCAACACUUGGUGUAGGGCGCCAGGGACAACUGAGGGUGCGGCAAUCGUGGAGCAUAUAAUGGAACGGAUUGCUUUCACCACGAAACGUGACCCGUUAGACGUAAAACUCAUUCACAUAUCACCAGAUCACCGUGACCUCAAAGAUAUGAUAGACACAUUCAAAAUUGAAUCGAAACACGAAGAGAGGAAGGUUGAAAUUGCAAAGUACAAUUCGGAAAAUGCUUGGACGAAAAAGUCUUUGAAGAUGUCGAUAAUGUCCUUUCCUAUUGGCUAUGACGGGACCUACCCAGUGACGAUAUCGGUGUACCACGUAGAUGGGAGCAUUUUAAUAUCCCAUGGUGGUAUAGAAAUGGGUCAGGGGAUUAAUACGAAGGUGGCGCAAGUGUGCGCGCAUACUUUGAAGGUACCCUUAGAAAAUAUAAAGGUGAAAGGAGCGGAUAGUUUCAUUUCGCCCAACGCCAUAGCCAGUAGUGGAAGUGUUACCAGCGAAUGCGUAGCCCACGCUACUGUCAAAGCUUGUGAAGAACUCUUGAAGCGACUUGAGCCAGUCAAACAGGCGAUGAAUGAGCCAACUUGGGCGGAGGUGGUGAAAGCCGCGUUUGAAAAAGGAAUAAACCUUCAAGUGAACGCUCUGACGUCCAAAUUGGAUUCCCUGAAAGAAUAUUCAGUGUAUGGAGUAUGUUCUGCGGAGGUCAUACUCGACGUGUUGACUGGAAAUCAUCAGAUAUUAAGGGUCGACAUCAUCGAGGACACGGGACAGAGUUUGAGUCCAUCGUUGGACGUUGGCCAGAUCGAAGGUGCAUUUGUAAUGGGUCUGGGUAUGUGGACAUCAGAGCGUCUCUUGUACGCUCCGUCAGGCCGUCUCCUCACAGACAGGACUUGGACGUAUAAGCCCCCGGGAGCAACAGACAUACCAGUCGACUUCAGGGUCACUUUUAAAAGAAACUCUUAUAACACUAACGGCGUGCUGCGAUCGAAAGCGACCGGUGAGCCAGCCCUAGUAUUAGCAGUAGUUGUGGUGAAUGCCUUACAGGAAACAAUCUUAGCUGCCCGCAAAGAAUUUGGAUACAUUGAUAACGAUUGGGUGCAUGUUGAUACCCCAUACAGCGUCGAAAAUAUACUCAAAGGAAUAUCACCGAAAACGUCUUUUUACAAAUUAAAUUAA
Molecule: messenger RNA, 3771 nt
Organism: Leptosia nina
Lineage: Eukaryota; Metazoa; Arthropoda; Insecta; Lepidoptera; Pieridae
Source: the annotation of a GenBank genome assembly